Xylaria bambusicola is the source of this 2106-nucleotide messenger RNA. RefSeq names its product putative SAC1 protein. The transcript has 3 exons. NCBI's taxonomy places the organism in Eukaryota, Fungi, Ascomycota, Sordariomycetes, Xylariales, Xylariaceae. Gene Ontology annotation, biological process: phosphatidylinositol dephosphorylation. Gene Ontology annotation, cellular component: endoplasmic reticulum. The coding region runs from base 1 to 2106 and encodes 701 amino acids. The record is from RefSeq and is a predicted model, not a curated record. Gene Ontology annotation, molecular function: phosphatidylinositol-4-phosphate phosphatase activity.
AUGACGCUUCCGUAUCGAGAUAUAAAUGUCCAUGUAGCCGCCGAGUCCUACACUUUCACCUCGCCCUCCUCGCCCAAUGCUCCAGCCCUCGUCAUCGAUCGUCCAACGGGCGACGUCCGUCUGAGCGAAACUGCCUCUGUGAACACCAAGCGUGUUGCUCGCGUCUCUAGCAUAGCCGGCAUUCUUGGUCUCAUCCGGUUGAGGCUUGACAAAUAUGCCAUUGUUAUCACAAAAGCCCAGCCCGUGGGCCGUCUCAAGGGGCAGAUGGUGUAUAAGGUUGUUUCGACCGACUUCUUGCCGAUGCGCGAACGUCAGAUUCGUGACCCCGAUGAAGACCAAUUCCUAUUCCUCCUAAAAACCUUCAUCAUGACUGGUCCUAUGUACUUCUCCUAUGGGAUCGAUCUUACCAACAGCUUUCAGAGACAAGCAUCUAUGGAUAACUCUACCCCAUUAUGGAUGCGUGCCGACGAUCGCUUCUUCUGGAACAGGUUUGUCCAGAGCGACCUGAUUGCCUUUCGAAAGCUGGGAAAUCGGUCUCAGCAGGGUCCACAGCCAGCUGUCGACCCUUUUAUCCUUCCCUUGAUAUGGGGCACACUAGAAAUACGACCGACUAAGCUUAAGGGCACCCCCCUCACUAUCGUUCUUAUGACAAGAAAGUCGAGGUAUCGCGCCGGGACCAGAUAUUUUACGAGAGGUAUCGAUGAGGACGGACAUGCCGCCAAUUACAAUGAGACUGAGCAAGUUGUCAUUCUAAAUGAUACUGGUGGUGGUCUCGGAGGGUUUGCAGGAAGUACCGACAUGCAAAGUGGCAAGUUUGGGGCUUCUGAUGGGCGAGAAAUGCAGAUCAUGUCCUACGUCCAGACUCGAGGUAGCGUGCCCGUUUAUUGGUCUGAGAUCAAUGCUCUGAAGUAUACCCCAAAACUCCAGGUUCGCGGGAUUGAAACGGCCUUCUCUGCCGCCAAGAAGCAUUUUGAUGAGCAGAUCCGCAUAUAUGGUGAUAAUUACCUCGUCAAUCUAGUCAAUCAAAAGGGCCGUGAGAAGCGCGUAAAGGAAGCUUAUGAGCAAAUGGUAGAAAUGCUUCUGAGCUCGAAAAGGGAGUCAGUCAGUAAAGACCUCCUCACCGACGAGAAAUUCCACGUCGUUGAGCCUGAUACUCCCAAACAAGAAUUCGACCGCCUACACUAUAUCUAUUUUGAUUUCCACCACGAGACCAAGGGACUCCAGAUGCAUCGCGCGAUGAUGCUCGUUGAUAGAAUGCAUGACGCAUUGAUUGCCCAACAGUAUUUCCGAGGUGUCGAUAUGCCGGCCAAUGGCGGGUUAGAGACGAGGAACUUCCAAACCAGCGUUGUGCGGACAAAUUGCAUGGAUUCACUCGACCGGACAAAUGUGGUACAGAGCAUGUUGGCCAGGUGGACUUUGGACCGCAUCUUUGUAGACCUAGGCUUACUUCAACGAGGCGAGACUUUCGCCACGGCGGACCCAGCCUUUGAAUUCCUCUUCCGCAACCUUUGGGCCGAUAAUGCCGACACGGUAUCUAAAGCAUAUGCUGGCACGGGUGCUAUGAAAACAGAUCUUACGCGCUUGGGCAAGCGUACCAAGCAAGGCACACUUCAGGACGGUAACAUCGCCGUGACCCGAUACUACCUCAACAACUUCCGAGACGGGCCGCGACAAGACGCCUACGAUCUGUUCUUAGGCGCUUAUGAGCCCAAUACAGCUAACAUCGGUUCAUCGCUCAUAUUUGCCGACCGCAGACCCAUCCUAAUCCAGAGUAUCCCCUAUAUUCUCGCUUUCAGCAUUUUCUUUGUUUUCCUGGGGUUGUUUAGCAAACGCCUGCCGGACUCCACUGUUCUGCCCAUGCGUCUUUUUAUCUUGUUCUGGCUGGUUGUAGGCGGCUGGAGUCUGAAUUUUAUCAUCCAGAACGGCAUGCUAUUUGUAAACUGGCCGAAGCUAAACCCAAGGCCAUGGGCUAUAGAGGGUUACCAGGAGACAAUCGGGAAGGUCAGGAAGGGCAAGGUUAUAGGCCCAUUCGUCGCAAGACACGAGCGUGGAUUAAGCACAGCGAGAUAUCUUAAUGCAGAGGAAGGGAAGAAGAGGAUUGAGUAA